Aspergillus puulaauensis is the source of this 399-nucleotide messenger RNA. RefSeq lists its product as uncharacterized. The record is from RefSeq and is a predicted model, not a curated record. The transcript has 2 exons. The coding region runs from base 1 to 399 and encodes 132 amino acids. Lineage: Eukaryota; Fungi; Ascomycota; Eurotiomycetes; Eurotiales; Aspergillaceae.
AUGCCCCAAUGCAAGGGAUGCCUUGAGCUUCAGGCAAAUCCGCCUAAACCGCAGACUUUCAAGUCGCAGAAGCUCGGUGUCACAACGAAACUGUUGACAGUCAGGAACCUCGGCGAAGUCGGCGUCAAGACCACCACCAUUGCAUUCGAGCCCACACUGAACGAGCCGGAAAAUGCAACUGGUCAGAAAGGUUACGGAGCCUUGACCGGCCCGCGAGCAUUGUGGGCGAUAUUGGAUCGAGAACAGUGGGAUAAGCUCGGCUUCGUUCUUUUCUGCACUUUCCAUCGGGACGAGAUGCUAUGGCAACAAUUCCAUGAGCAAUAUGAGUCGGCUCUACGCGAGGGUAUCAACUCCGCCGGUCCGGGGCUUGCGGCGGAUGACAUACUGUCCAAGAUCUAA